AUGCUGCGCGCCUCACCGCUCAAACAGGCGGCCUGCAGCGCCCGCCGCCCGGUCCCCCGAGCCCAGCCGGCCACCAGGCCCGCAUCCCUGGCCCCGCCCCGGCCUGGGCGGGUCCCCCGGCCCGCCAUGGCCAACGAGGCGGGCAUCUCGCAGGAGGUGGUCGUCGAGUCGGCGCCGGCCAGCCUGCUCAGGGGGUUGGGAGAUUCCGAUGGAGGGAUGAAGGCGAAGUUCGAGAAGAUGAUCCGAUCGGGUCAGGAUGAGAUCUGCGCGGCGGUUGAGGCGCUGGACGGCGCGAAAUUUAGGGAGGACUCUUGGACGAGGGAGGGCGGGGGGGGCGGCAUCAGCAGGGUGCUGCAGGACGGGAACGUGUGGGAGAAGGCGGGCUGCAGCGUGUCGGUGGUGUACGGCACGAUGCCCCCCGAGGCGUACCGCGUGGCCACGGGCGCCACGGACAAUGGCAAAUCGGGCGGGGAGGGGCGGGUGCCCUUCUUCGCGGCGGGCAUAUCGUCGGUGAUGCACCCGAGGAACCCAUUCGCGCCUACCAUGCACUUCAACUACCGGUACUUCGAGACGGAGCCCUGGGGGGACUUCCCGGCGCAGUGGUGGUUCGGCGGCGGCACGGACAUCACGCCGUCUUACAUCGACGCCGAGGACCUGGCGCACUUCCACGGGACGUACAAGCGCGUGUGCGACGCCCACGAUCCCGAAUUCCACCCGCGGUUUAAAAAAUGGUGCGACGAGUACUUCGAGAUCAAGCACAGGGGGGAGCGGCGGGGCCUGGGCGGCAUAUUCUUCGACGACCUGAACGACCGGGAUCCCGAGCUCCUGUUCGACUUUGCCAAAGACUGCGUGGCGCACGUGGUGCCGGCCUAUCUGCCUCUGGUGGAGAAACACAAGGGGGACGCGUUCACGGAGGCGCAGAAGGAGUGGCAGCAGCUGCGGCGGGGGAGGUAUGUGGAGUUCAACCUGGUGUACGAUCGGGGGACCACCUUUGGGCUGAAGACGGCCGGGCGGAUAGAGAGCAUACUGAUGUCGCUGCCGCUGACCGCGCGGUGGGAGUACUGCAACGAGCCCGAGGCCGGCAGCCCGGAGGCGGACCUGCUGGACGCUUGCAGGAACCCGAGGGAGUGGGUGUGA
Ostreobium quekettii is the source of this 1137-nucleotide messenger RNA. The record is from the annotation of a GenBank genome assembly. NCBI's taxonomy places the organism in Eukaryota, Viridiplantae, Chlorophyta, Ulvophyceae, Bryopsidales, Ostreobiaceae.